GCGCGGGCGGCGGAAAAUGGCGGCGUGUUUUGGCGCCGGCAGCAGCAGCAGCAGCAGCGCGAGUAGCGGCCUUUCGGAGGAGCCCGCUCGGCCUUGGUGCCUGAAGCGCGCGGGCCUCAGCGAGGAAUGGCUACUACUGGAGAGCGGGAGCGAGGUAACUAUAGGUCGAGGAGCUGGUGUCACAUACCAGCUGAUUUCAAAAUCUUGUCCAUUGAUGAUUUCUCGGAACCACUGUGUUUUCAAGCAAAAUACUGAAGGCCAGUGGACAGUGACUGAUAACAAGAGUCUAAAUGGUGUCUGGCUGAAUCGUGAACGCAUAGAUCCAUUAAAGCCCUACUGUUUACAAGAAGGUGACUUUAUCCAAUUAGGAGUGCCUUUAAAACAUAGAGAAACAGCUGAAUAUGAAUAUACAGUAAUACGGGAAGAAUGGAAGAGAAUUCAUCCAUUUUUAGCAUUAAAAAGUGACCAACUAACUGAGAAAACAAAGGACAUGAGGGCUAAACGUAAAAUUAGUUUGGAAGAAUCAGAGGCAUCUGGAGCAGAAGGGCCCUCUAAUUCCAGAUCAAAAAGAGAGAGAGUAUCUUUUGAAAAUGAUUCAUUGAGGAAGUCUGAGGGUGUCAGGACAGAACUAGCCAAACAGCCAACUGAAAGCAUUGAUAUAGCACCCCUGCCUCCCAAACCAAGCAAGAAGGAAAAGAAGAAAAAUCACUGUAGCCCUGUUCAGUCAGAACAUGACUUAUGCGUCUUAUCUAAAAGCCAGAAGGCCCCAAGGUUGGCACAGUCUUGGAGUGGCUUGGAACAAAUAAUGAAAACUCUGGCAGAUAUGACAAAGUUAAAAGCCAAGAUGCAAGAGACCCAAACAGCUGUGUUGAAUGUGAGACAAAAGAAUAAGAAAUGUGCUCCAAAGGAGAUCCAGGUUUUGGAGAAAGAGUUACAAAACUUGCAGGACCAGUUAUGCACUGAGCAGGAACAUCAGCAGCAGCGUGUCGAACAGCUGGAGAAAACCUUCUACGAGGAGCUGGAGGGAGCUAAGGAGGAGGAGGGAGAAGAGAGACUAAAGGAACAACUGGUCCAGGUUCUAACACAGCAUCGUGCUCUGAUGGAAGAACUGAGCCGUAGUAAGAAGGAUUUUGAAGAAAUAAUUAAAGCCAAGGAUAGGGAGUUGAAAGAGACCAAGGAAGAAAAAGAAAAGGCAAAAGCACAAAAGGAGGAGGCACUGAAUCAGAUGAACGAUGUUCUAGAAAAUGAGCUACAGUGUACAAUUUGUUCUGAACACUUUAUAGAGGCUGUCACUCUGAACUGUGCACACAGUUUCUGUUCCUUUUGCAUUGACCAAUGGAUGAAGCUUAGGUUGGAAUGUCCAAUAUGUAGACGUGUUAUAAUUUCGAAGACACGGUCAUUGGUUCUGGACAACUGUAUUGACAGGAUGGUGGAAAAACUGGAUGAGGAAACAAAGCAACAUCGCUUGUCUCUCAUCCAAGAGCGAAAAGAGAAGCAACCUGUUCCACAAAUCCCACCAUCUGAGAGUGAGAACAGUACUCUGACCUCUUCUUCAGACAGCGAGAGCAGUAGCAUUACCUCAACACUAGACAGUGAAACCAGUAGCAUUAUAUCCAUGCAUUCUAUCAUGUCACUGAGCAGCUUUGAAAGCGAUUACUAUGAUGGGGACUUUGAUCACCAUGGCGUCCUCUGAAGAGUCUGUGUUGUACCUUUGCAGCUGUGUAGAAUUAACUCAAGUGCUUCCUAUGAGAAAGAAUCAGCCACUGUUCUUUUCUUAAGUGGAUAUAUGAUUUCAUCUCCAGCAGAUAUGAAGUUCUAAGGACUCAAAUCCACUUUUCACACUAGAGCAAUGGUGACAAAAUGUCUGUUUCUGUAUUAAUGUGGGUAUUGCAAGCUUGUCAGUAAAACAACUAUUUAAAUACAUCUUGAUUGACACAUGCUUAUUUUUGUGACAUUGAGAUGUUUACACAUGUCUCAUGGGUUCACACUGAGGAUGUUGAGUCUAGAACCAAACUGUUCAGCAGUUACCAUUUUUGGAGACAAUUUUCAAGGUUGAGUUUGCCUACCCUAUGAGCCAAAGAGUUCUGUACCUGAUUUCUUAGAACAGCAUCUUAAUCAAUUUCUUUGAAGUCUUAUUGCCAAAAGAGAACAAAAGUAUCAAAACAAUCUGCUUUUUGAAAUGGGUGUAACAAGAAUGGCUUUUGCCUGCGGGAAAACUGAAGAUGCUGAUUGGAGUAUCUGAAGUUGCAGAAUGAAAUAAAUUUCCACUGUGAACAAACAGAAGAUGGCAACAAUGCAAGUAUCAGUGUUAACAUAAUGUUGUGUGUCCUAAAUUUCCAGCAAACAGGGUUCCAUUUCAGGAGCUUUAGUUUCAAAGUAGCAGACUCUGUUUCGGGCUUGGUGUGAGUUGAAGUAGUCACUGAUGUUUUUACUUAUUUAAAAAAUACAAGUUAAAUAAAGGGGAAAAAACAA
This is a messenger RNA of Anolis sagrei ordinatus, 2472 nucleotides long. It is a transcript of the gene RNF8, whose product is annotated as ring finger protein 8. NCBI's taxonomy places the organism in Eukaryota, Metazoa, Chordata, Lepidosauria, Squamata, Anolidae. The record is from RefSeq and is a predicted model, not a curated record. Gene Ontology annotation, molecular function: ubiquitin protein ligase activity; histone binding. Gene Ontology annotation, cellular component: cytosol; ubiquitin ligase complex; nucleus. Gene Ontology annotation, biological process: double-strand break repair; protein K48-linked ubiquitination; ubiquitin-dependent protein catabolic process.